CUAAGAAUCAUGCUUCGACAAAUGCUUUCCAGCGAGCAGGUUCCCAACAUGAAAGAAUGGGAAGAGACGCUGCUCAAACUGGCCCUCCGAAUUGCACGUGAUUUGACAUUCACCUCUCUUCCUCAUCGACAGGGCCAAGAUAUGGACGUUAGGCGUUAUGUCAAGAUCAAAAAGAUUCCAGGAGGCACUCCACAGGACUCUGAAUAUGUCGAUGGUGCUGUCAUAACCAAAAACGUUGCGCACAAGCACAUGCUGCGAUCCCAACGCAAUCCCCGCGUUAUGCUUGUAACAUUUCCUCUAGAAUUUUCACGUGUCGAAGGACAGUACAUGCACUUUGGGCAAAUUGUGCGUCAGGAAAAAGAAUACCUGGGAAAUUUAGCCACACGGAUCGCCGCGCUUCGGCCUCACGUUGUGUUGGUGGAGAAGUCCGUUUCUCGUCUUGCUUUAGAGGCUCUUGCGGGAUACAACAUUGCAGUGGCCCGUGCUGUGAAGCCGUCUGCUAUACAAUUCGUGGCGCGAAUGACUCAGGGCGAUGUUUUUUCAUCCAUGGAUAAAUUGGCGCUGGAACCUCGAUUGGGUCACUGUCAGAGGUAUCGUAUACAAACAUACGAUCAUCCACUAAUACCUGGGCGCCGCAAGUCCUACAUGCGAUUUGAGGGGUGCAAUCAUGACAUGGGUUGCACAAUCAUCUUGCGUGGAGAUGAUAUCAGUACUCUCCGGCGAAUCAAGAAAGUCACACGUUUUCUCAUUUUCAUAGUCAGGAACUUAAAGCUGGAGACUCAUCUGUGGAAGGAUUCUGUCAUUACACUUCCUCCACUUAACACCGAGACUGCUUCAUUAUCUCCAAGCACUAGCCAUGCACCCACAAAUUAUUUGGUUACCUCUUUUCUGGCUUUUGGAUCGUCCACAUCUACUCCCCGAGGCGCAUCGCCGACCGUCGAGCUUAGCUUGUCCAGACCGGAAACGGUGGUUGCAGACAAGAAUCCAUUUGAAGACGACGAUCUUCCUGAUGAUGACGCUGAACAACUCAAACUCUCGCGGCGUAUCGACGAAUCAUUGGUGCCAUACACAACCACGUUCAUAUCGGUCUCUGCGACGCUUCGUUUCCCACCUCCUUUUCCCAUACGACGAAUGAAGGAGCUAGAUGUUGAAUUACUGGCUGCAAAAAGGGCCUGGGAAGACGAGGUGAUCCGGCUGGAGGAAAAGCAGGAAGUCAAACAUGAGCAAGAGUCGACGAUAACGCGGAGCAGUACGAUGACUCGACACACCAGUAAUAAUGAAGAGGCCGAAAAAGACAAUAUUUCCGAACAAGACGAUAUUAAAGCGCAAAUCGAAGCUCUUCCUACAAUUCCCAUGACCAUAACUCCCAGCGCAUACACACCUAUAUCUCCUUCCAAAGAUCAGGACACUUCUACUGCUACUAGCCCUGCCGAAGAACCAACGGAAGCGCUAAAAACCCCAGCCGAUAUAGCCUUGGAAAGCCAAUAUAGUUUGGUGAAAUGUAAACAUGAAGAACAUCGGCGUAUAUGGGAGUGGUACUUGCGGAAGAACUACGAUGACUUUGUCGUCGAGAAAUAUCAGUGCAUAAGGUUGUUGGAGUAUACGGUCCCCAUAGCCGAUUUUGGUUUUCAUCGUGCUUGCUUUGCGCCCAAAUUCAGUUACAUCACAUUCUAUGGAGAGAACGAUUGCACCCUGGGCCAGUAUGUCGAGGAAUCUGUCACGGAGACGCUCGCACGCCACUGUAAGGUCUUCGUUCACAACGAGACCAAGGUAUUUGUUGCCGUCGAACAAUGGGAUGGACAGAUCAUCGGACGGUCGAACUUCUCGCCUGCCCCAGAGCUCAUAACAACAUGGAGCGCAUGUCGGAUCUGUGGAGCUGCUACACCCUUCAUACCGGUUUCGGAGGAAAUGCAAAGAUACUCCUUUGCCAAGUUUCUUGAACUUCAUUUCUAUCCCACGGAUGUGAAGUUGGUUCAAGGUGCCGGGUGUCAGCACAACAUCUAUCAGCAUCACGUUCGCUACUUUGCGUGCAAGGGUAUGACUGUGCGUUUCCAGGCCGAUCCGGUUACUUUGCACGAAGUUGUAUACCCUCCCUUCCGCAUUCGUGUCCGACCUGAAACGCAGCUUGAGUUGAAGAACAGCGACUUCAAUCGUUUGCAUCACCGUAACUUGGCUUGGUACACAGGCUUGAUAGACGAUCUUAAGCUCAUCAGUAUUGAUGCUGCCACUGGAGACGAGGACGGUGAUGCCAAACUUUUGGCUGAUAUCAACAUGCUAAUCGCCAGGGCAGAGGCAGAAAGAGAGGAUAUUAGCAGGCUAAUCAACCGUGUAUACAGGGAGUCGGCACCUACGGAUACUCUUGCACUCAACCAAGUGCGUUCGUAUCGACAGGACAAGAUUGUCGCUUGGCAGCAAGACUUCGAUCGUCUUCCCAAGCCACGCCCCUUACCUUCUGCGGAUAGGUCUAACCGCAGAGCGUCGGCUUUCGGCUCUGUUCGGGCGAUGUGGCCAAGGCGUUCUGAAACGUUUGACCUGCCUCACCUACCUUCCUCGAGUGUGUCGGAGGCGGAGGAGGGCCCACUUAAGAUGCGGCGAGUUACUGGUGAUUCUCUUAUAUCUUCUGCGUCUGAAGCCUCCGAACCGGAGACUUCUGCAGAGCCAGUUGAGAUAGUAGAUCGCCCCUGCACAGACACUCAGCCUAGUCAGGACACAUCUGUGACGGACGACGCAAGUCAUGCUCCUAGAACUUCCAACGACAAGCAUAAGCUCGAUCCUGAUUCGGACUCUACCAUUGGCGCAGCGAGAGAUGAUGCCAUUUCUCCUGAAUCAGCCAUGCCUCAAACGGGAGAGUCUCGCGCACAGCGUAUAUCUAGAUUACCUCGGAGACCAGACCGCCAGCCUAGUGUUGCUGAGUUAGUCAAGAGAUACCAAGACUACUUACCAGCUCAGGGCGUACAGGACUUGACAAAAACUGCACUUGCGCCUCGCAUUGUGGUUUCCGAAAGUGACCAAGAGUAUACCGUCCCUGUUGUCCCUCGGAACGUUACUCGUGCAAAAAGCAGGCAUCGGUUGCUUGCAAAGAAACCCUCUAUAUCUGAUUUUGAACAGAGCUAUGCGGCGAAUAUUGCACCUCGUUAUCUUACCCACACAAGAAGGUCGCUUGGUCAACGGUCUCAGGGCACUCGUAUACCUGGACCUAUUCAUCAGGAAUCACGUGAUUCAUCUCGACGUCCUUCACCGGAAAAACGGUCUGUCAGUGGUAGAGGCAAGGAGCUGAAGUUGAACCGUCCCUCAUCACCUUCGAAUUUAAAAGUAAUAUCGCCUACACCUCUCGGACUUAAAGGCGGACGAUCAAGGUUAUUGAACCGGUCGAAAGAUAAAACUCCGGCACGAUCUGCACCCAGCGCCGGGACCAAGUCCACGCUUCGUAGGACAGUUGGGACACCGGGAGGAAAAGUUUCCAACAUUGCUAAACAUUUUGAGCGUUUAGGCCGUGACGCCGAGCGAUCCAAAAGCCGUUACAAUGUUAUUCGGGGACGGCGUGCACGGCCUGUUGGUUCGGCACGGGCUCGUGUCGAAGUAUUGGACAGCGUGAAAGACGCCAUCAACGACGAGUCUGAAAGUUCGAGUUCAAGUAGCGAAGCUGAUGACGAGGGGGACGGUAAUGAAGAACCGUCUGUUGCGGAGCUCAUAGAACAAACCGAAACGCAAAGUGUCGCCCCCCAAACUGCGCCCCCCACCUCCACUACUUUCGCCGUUGAUUCAACAGAUGCUAAAGAUGCUAACCACAAAGGUCCUUAUGACCAAAUGAAACCUGCCCCGCUUAUUCCUCUUCCGCCUUCACCAUUCUUGAAGAUGGACAAUAACAUGCCAGUGACUCCACCACACUCAGACAUCGAAAUGGGGGCAGGUACAGAGCGCAAUCCCAUUCUCAAAGCCUUGUCAGGAUUUUGGGCUCAACCUCUGCCAACAUCUCGCAGUGCUUUUGAAGGAGAUGAUCCUAUGAGUGAUCCGGAGCACAUAUUUCGGGAUUCGUCCAUGGUCGUUCGCACUGAUGAGCCAACGUCUAUCAUUGCGCUUGCCUUGAACUCACCUCAAUAUCGUGAAAUGCUCACCAAAUCGCGUGUUGAGAAACCUUUUAUGCCGGAUGAUCGCUCUGUUGCUGAGUCGACUUCAACAUGGGGAGUUGUUAACGUGGACGCCUCCGUAUUGGCCGAUCCUACUGAAGAUCUCAAAGUACCCUCAUCUAAAUUACCUUGGGCAAUUUCUUUCGAGAGUGGUGGCUUGACUAUAAGUUGUACCGUUCUUUAUCCGGAACAAUUUGACGCUCUGCGUCGUACGUACGACUGUGAAAGGAGCAUGGUUGAAUCAUUGGCACGAUGUGUUAAAUGGGAUGCAAGUGGCGGAAAAUCGGGAUCGGCAUUCCUGAAAACCCAAGAUGACCGGUUCAUUGCGAAAGAGCUAUCUAGACCUGAGUUGCAAACUAUGGAAACGUUCGCACCUGCGUACUUCGACUACAUGUCUUCUGCUGUGUCUGCUGAUCGCCCGACCCUUCUGGCCAAAGUCUUUGGCUGCUAUAAGCUCACUUUCAGGAAGACGAGUGACAAAGGUCCUGGGAAAGUCAAGUCAACGCAAAUGAACCUCCUAGUGAUGGAAAAUCUGUUCUAUGACCGCCGAUUCUCGAAGAUAUAUGAUCUGAAAGGCUCCACUCGGAAUCGCCACGUCCAGUCCACCGGUAGGGAAAACGAAGUCCUUCUUGAUGAAAAUUUAGUUCAAACUGCCCAUUUGACCCCAUUUUAUCUACGCGAGCAUUCAAAGAGAAUACUGCGGGGCGCUCUCUACAAUGAUAGCAAAUUCUUAGCUGACAUUAAUGUCAUGGAUUAUUCUUUGGUGUGCGGUGUCGACAGUCAGAACAACGAACUAGUCGUAGGCAUAGUUGACUAUAUUCGGACCUACACUUGGGACAAGAAAUUAGAAAGUUGGGUCAAAGAGUCGGCCUUCCUUGGUGGAGCAGGUCGAGGCGAACCUACCAUCGUUACUCCUAAACAGUAUCGACAGCGAUUCAUCAGCGCAAUGGAACGUUACUUUCCCCUGAUUCCUGAUCGUUGGAUGAAGCAAAAUGACACUCCGGAGGAGGAUUGCAACAACAGCUUGGUAGAGCUGUGGCCUGACUGGUAGACAGGAAUCACAGGAUGUUGAAUGCAUUUCUUCUAACACUAUAUACCAUUGAUCACUGAUACCAUAUGACUUCAACCUUAGAUGUAGGUCACUCAUGUACUUGUCCAUAGUUUCAAUGUAGGGCCUGGCCUUCAAUGUAU
Desarmillaria tabescens is the source of this 5318-nucleotide messenger RNA. RefSeq lists its product as uncharacterized. The transcript has 14 exons. The record is from RefSeq and is a predicted model, not a curated record. Bases 10 to 5178 code for a protein of 1722 amino acids. Gene Ontology annotation, molecular function: ATP binding; 1-phosphatidylinositol-3-phosphate 5-kinase activity. NCBI's taxonomy places the organism in Eukaryota, Fungi, Basidiomycota, Agaricomycetes, Agaricales, Physalacriaceae. Gene Ontology annotation, biological process: phosphatidylinositol phosphate biosynthetic process. Gene Ontology annotation, cellular component: fungal-type vacuole membrane; endosome membrane.